AUGGACGCCAACUCCGUCAAAUCACCAGCUUCUAGGACAGCAACGCUUCGCACCGUCCUGCGCAAAGCACCACCCACCAAGACCACCGCAAACGAUACGCACAACCACGAACGCGACAACAGCGAUACGAUCACACCCUCCUCCGCGACCAAAUCUCAGUCCGCCGAAUCGAGCGCCAAACCAGAAGCCAAAGCAGCACCAGACCAGGACGAGAUCACACCAGCGCCACCACGCACGUCUGGCCCAAACACUCCUGGGCCAUACAUGCGUACAGCUGACCUGCCAAAAAAGAUCCAGGACGCGAUGGCUUUCCAGGCGAACGUGGCGAACGCGAUUGCGGACCGGCAGGAGCUGUUUAGGCGGUUGAGGACAAAGCCACAGCCGGCAGAGGAGAGUGGGGAGGCGGAUGGGCUGCUGGCGGGACAGGAGAGGCAGGUGGAGAGGCAGGUGGAGGCCGAGCCGCCGACGCCGACGCCGACGCGUGGUGGGAGGAGACGUAAGAAGACGGUGUCAUUGUGA
Saxophila tyrrhenica is the source of this 519-nucleotide messenger RNA. RefSeq lists its product as uncharacterized. Lineage: Eukaryota; Fungi; Ascomycota; Dothideomycetes; Mycosphaerellales; Extremaceae. The coding region runs from base 1 to 519 and encodes 172 amino acids. The record is from RefSeq and is a predicted model, not a curated record. The transcript has a single exon.